UUCUCACCCCCCGCUCGACGAUUUGCAGUUCAGUUUUCCACAGCCUGCUCUGCCAAGUUCAGAAAGCGAGAUGGAAGCCCAGACACGGAUGGCUUUUUCCAAAGCCUGCAACUCACCAACAACACGGCCAAACCCGCGCUGAAUUUUACCUCGGACAUCUUCCAUGGCGCCUCUUUUGACCUUCUCAACCAUACUGCCAGCUCACUGCAGCAGAUCGAGACGCUCCCCGAGGUCGAGAAGCUAUGGCCCGUCUCCAUUGUGUCAGCAGUGCAGCCCAAUGCCUCCGACAUCAUGUCAGAGCCGCUACCGAAGUGGGACCCUCAUACGCUCACCAACGUUGACAAGGUCCACAAGCUUGGCCACCGCGGCGAAGGCGUCGUUGUAGCGAUUAUCGAUACCGGCAUCGACUAUCUCCAUCCAAAUCUCGGUGGUGGAUUCGGUGCGGGUUUCAAGGUCGAAGGCGGAUAUGACCUCGUUGGUGACGACUAUGAAAUUGGGAGAGAGUAUGUGCCUGAUGCCGAUCCUUUGGACUGCGCCGGCCACAGAACCCACGUCGCCGGUAUUGUUGCGAGCUCUCACGAUGACCUACCCGGUGUCGCAUCUGAUGCCCGCUUGAGGAUCUACAAGGUCUUUGGGUGCGGCGGUAGCAGUAUGGAGGAUGUCAUCGCUCAAGGUUUCAUCCAAGCCUACGAGGAGGGCGCGGAUAUCAUAUCUGCCUCUUUGGGAUCGAAUGCUGGAUUCCCUGAGAACAUCCUUGCUGUAGUCGCCUCUAACAUCCAAGCCAAGGUAACUUUUGUUACGGUCGCCGCAGGUAACAGUGGUGAGAUGGGU
This is a messenger RNA of Colletotrichum phormii, 831 nucleotides long. Its product is annotated as peptidase S8/S53 domain-containing protein. NCBI's taxonomy places the organism in Eukaryota, Fungi, Ascomycota, Sordariomycetes, Glomerellales, Glomerellaceae. Gene Ontology annotation, biological process: proteolysis. Gene Ontology annotation, molecular function: serine-type endopeptidase activity. The annotation marks the transcript as partial. The record is from RefSeq and is a predicted model, not a curated record. The transcript is spliced from 2 exons.